GUCAUUGUGAGGCGGGGCAUGGCGGGGAUGUGCCCGCACCCGUGUCAGAAUCAGUAUGGGGGGUGGUCAUGCCCUGUGAUCAACCACCAAGCUGGAGUCGGAGCCGCGUGCUACUGUUAUGGGGCGUUGACAGGGGACGGAGAUUAGCGGGAAAGUGACCAAUGACGAUACUAGAGGCUCAGCGGGACGUUGCCUCUGUCCAACCAGCGGCUGUCCCACGCCCUAGGCCGGAUGAAGUACACAGGCGCUUGGCUUGGGGGCGUGACUAGAAUUGGAGGCAUAACCUGAAAGGGAUUUGACCAAUCCGAGACUGUAUAAGGAAUGAAAGGGCGUAGCCAUGCCUGGAUCUGCCCCUGACUGGCAGCAGGAUCGGGGGCGUGAUCAGGCUUAGUGUUUCGAGGAGUCCGGGCCAAUCCUGGUGUUAGCUUCCAAGUCGGGCGGGGACAGUAUCAAGGUGUGACCAAUCACGCUUCCAGAGCCUGAGUUGGGCGAACCACCGGAGAAUGUGGCCAAUCUAGGGGUGUGGCUGUCACGAUCUGGUCCAAUCCUAGAGUGAACCCGAGCUCAGCGGCGGAGUUUCAUGAUGCCGGAACCAGUGGUAGUGUUUGGGUUUGAGGAGAACACGACCCAGCCCUGUGGGGCGGAGUCUAGCGGGGUCAUCUACCAAUCGUGCCGAGGUCCGGAGAGGCAGGGCCCUCCCGGAGGCGGGCCUGUGUCGGUUCCGGGCCCCCGGGGGCGUGCCCAGGCCUGCACAGCUGCCUGGGCCAUGUCGGCGCCGCCGGCCCUCCAGAUUCGGGAGGCGAACGCGCACCUGGCAGCCGUGCACCGGCGCGCAGCGGAGCUGGAGGCGCGGCUGGACGCGGCGGAGCGCACGGUGCAUGCCCAGGCCGAGCGCCUCGCCCUCCACGACCAGCACCUGCGCGCCGCCCUGGACGAGCUGGGCCGCGCCAAAGACCGCGAGAUUGCCACACUCCGGGAGCAGCUGAUGACGUCGGAGGCCACUGUCCGCAGCCUGCAGGCCGCCGUGCACCGGAGGGAUGAGCUCAUUAGGCAGUUGCAGCAGCGGGCUGAGCUGCUGCAGGACAUCUGUCACCACCGGCCACCCCUGGCUGGGCUGCUGGCUGUCCUGGCUGAGGCUGAGCGCCUGGGGCCCCUCCCGGCCAGUAACCCCAGCCACGCACCCCCCGGGGGGCCUGGUCCACCCGUUGCCAACAGCACUGGGGAAGAGGCAGACAGGGACCACCUCCAGCCUGCGGUGUUUGGGACCACAGUGUGAGCCCGGGAUGCAGAUUCCAGAAUGCAGACAGAGGGCACUGCUGUCGGUGUCCUUCGGAGUCACCAGUGUCCUGAAGGCGGACCCUAUGGCAGAGCCACAGUCCUGCCUAAGCAUCAGAACAGGCACAUUCAAAGGUUUCAAACAGGCCCCCAGGCCAGAUGCGGAUGUGUAACCUGACAGAAGUGCUCUUGUUCAUGUGUUUGUUUUAAACUUUGAAUCCAUCACCCUGGCUAGAAACCUGGCAGUGCAUACACGAGGAUCUGCAUUUCUGGCAAGACCUGGUCGUGCUUGCCUGGGGCCCAGGGCAUCCUCUUUAGCCAGGGUGUGAGUUUCUGUUGGUCUUUUCUUUUUCUUUUUUUUUGAGACAGAGUCUCACUGUCGCCCUGGCUGGAGUAUAGUGGUGCAGUCUUGGCUCACUGCAACCUCCACCUCCUGAAUUCAAGCAGUUCUCCUGCCUCAGCCUCCCGAGUAGUUGGGAUUACAGGUAUGCACUACCACACCCAGCUAAUUUUUCUAUUUUCAGUAGAGAUGGGGUUUCACCAUGUUGGCCAGGCUGGUGUCCAACUCCUGGCUUCAAGUGAUCCGCCCACCUUGGCCUCCCAAAGUGCUGGGGUUAAGGGUGCGAGCCACCUGCCACACUCAGCUUCCUUUUCUUUUCUUUACGCUACUUCUUACCAUCACAGUGUAAGCUCUACGAGGACAGGAAUGUUUGCUUGUCCUGUUUGUCACCAGUGCCUGACACAUCCCGGGAGCCCCAGGAGGAACAGGAUGGAUCUGUGGGCUCCUAAAGGCAGUUAGGGGACCCCUGGCACAUCUGCUGAGGUGAUGAGGCCCCCUCCAGCCAGCCUAGUUUUUUUUUUUUUCCUGAGACAGAGUCUCGCUCUGUCACCCAGGCUGGAGUACAGUGGGGUGAUCUUGGCUCACCGCAAUCUCUGCCUCCCGGGUUCAAACGAUUCUCCUGCCUCAGCCUCCAGAGUAGCUGGGAUUAUAGGCGCCUGCCACCACACCUGGCAAAUUUUGUAUUUUUUAGUAGAGGCGGAGUUUCACCAUGUUGACCAGGCUGGUCUUGAACUCCUGACCUCAGGCGAUCUGCCUGCCUCAGCCUCCCAAAGUGCUGGGAUUAUAAGCGUGAGCCACUGUGCCUGGCCCUAGCCUAGCUUUUGUAGCAAGCAACUGUCUUUUUAUAUGCCCUAAAGAAUCUAUUUCUGAACUCCUUGUUUUCGUGCUGUCGUUGUUAGCCAGAAACAUUUAGGGUGCUUUGCUUUUUAUCAAACCAGGGAACGGAGAAAACUCCUGUGCCUUUCUGUGCCAGCCUGUCACCCUGGCCUGCUGGGCAGCCAUUCCCCUGCCUCUUAACUCAGGGAACUGUCAUACCAGGAACCGCUGAGGGGCACAGCUUGUUUCAGCCCAGAAAGGUCGGAGGCCACCCACAGCCCGCAGGAUGGCGCCUGCCUGCCUGCCUGGAACAUCGACCCCUCAGUGCAGCAACAAUGGCCCCAUUUUCUCCUCUAGAUGAAUAAGGAAGGGAGUUGUUUGUACAAAGCAAAGGCAGGCUGUGGCCUGUCUGUGCUCAAGAAUAAACUGGGUGAUUUCUUGG
Molecule: messenger RNA, 2873 nt
Organism: Callithrix jacchus (white-tufted-ear marmoset)
Lineage: Eukaryota; Metazoa; Chordata; Mammalia; Primates; Cebidae
Gene: VMAC
Product: vimentin type intermediate filament associated coiled-coil protein
Source: RefSeq, a predicted model, not a curated record